This is a messenger RNA of Leguminivora glycinivorella, 851 nucleotides long. RefSeq lists its product as uncharacterized. Bases 51 to 338 code for a protein of 95 amino acids. The record is from RefSeq and is a predicted model, not a curated record. NCBI's taxonomy places the organism in Eukaryota, Metazoa, Arthropoda, Insecta, Lepidoptera, Tortricidae. The transcript is spliced from 2 exons.
UGACAAAGAUAAUCUUUCAAACCCACAGACGUACCGAAUCCCCAAGAAACAUGCAGUCCUUCGUAGUGUGCCUGCUGGUGUUUGUGGCGUGCGCCGCGGCCGCGCCCCAGCGAGAGGGCGCUGCUUUCUCCAAGGAGGCCAUCAAGCAGGCACAAAACACCUUCCUCAUCCCCAAGGAUGCUGAGAUCCAGAAGGUCCAAGAAGGCAUCGAGCUAGCGGCGUACGAGUCGAUCCCCGGCAACCAGAGGAUCAACCUCUUCGAGAUCCUCGGAGACCAGGUCCCCUCCGAGGUCAUCAACAACCUCCAGGGCCAGAUCGACCAGGUCGGCCGCAACUAAGGCACAUCCACCACCAGUACGGCUAAGAUGGUCGCCACUUGGCCAUUCAUCCUGGUCUUCUUCUAAAUGGUCAUCCCAAAAUCAAGGUAAUUAAGUAUAGAUUCUGAGAAAGUGCCAAAAAUAUGUAUCCCCAACCUUAACGUAAUAAAGUCGUGUAUACAUAUAUUUGUCACAUUGUCCGCAUCUAUAUUUAAAACCUGGACUAUAGAAAUUCAGCGAAUAUUCGUGAUACCGUCUCUCUCGAUACCCAAGGGAGAUGAAAAGAAACGCCAUUACGAAUGUUAACCGAAUGACCUAUAGGUAUGUGUGGAUGCACCACAACAAAGCAAUGUACAGACAGGCGGAAAAAACGCGACGAAAAAUUAAAGAAGAUACCGUGCUGGUUUCAACACGAAGACGUUAUUUAUUGGUGACGCUGACGCAAGUACAAUACAGUGAAUGUGAUAUUGUGCAACAUCUUUUAUACAUUUGUACAUAAAUUAUAUUUAAAUAAAGUGGUCGUGCGACGUCCAA